Mollisia scopiformis is the source of this 696-nucleotide messenger RNA. RefSeq lists its product as uncharacterized. Gene Ontology annotation, cellular component: cytosolic small ribosomal subunit; ribosome. Gene Ontology annotation, biological process: translation. The coding region runs from base 119 to 484 and encodes 121 amino acids. Gene Ontology annotation, molecular function: structural constituent of ribosome. NCBI's taxonomy places the organism in Eukaryota, Fungi, Ascomycota, Leotiomycetes, Helotiales, Mollisiaceae. The record is from RefSeq and is a predicted model, not a curated record. The transcript has 3 exons.
UAAUACAACACAAUUCUUCGAGGACCUGAAGAUAUCAACCACACAAGAUGAACCACAAGUCGAGGUCGGUGAGGCCGAGGAGGUCGAGAUUUCUGGAGAUGCCGCCUCUAAGGGUCAAAUGUCAGUUCUCGAUGCCUUAAAGGGUGUCCUCAAGCUCGCUCUCAUGCACGAUGGACUCGCCCGCGGCCUACGUGAAGCUUCCAAGGCUCUCGAUCGACGACAAGCACACAUGUGCGUUCUCAACGAAGCAUGCGAAGAAGAGGCAUACAAGAAAUUGGUCGUUGCGCUAUGCUCAGAGCACAAGAUUCCCCUGAUCAAGGUGCCUGAUGGAAAGCAAUUGGGCGAGUGGGCUGGUUUGUGUGUCCUCGACCGUGAAGGAAACGCACGCAAGGUCGUCAACUGCUCAUGCGUUGUCGUCAAGGACUGGGGUGAGGAGUCACAAGAGCGAUCGAUCCUUCUCAACUACUUCCAGACCGAGCAAUAAAGACAAAAUGGGGUUAUCUCAAUGGAGUUUGCUUGCGGUGGAUAGACGAUCGGUCAAUUGCUGAGGAUUUCGACUUCGCUGUACUCAUAUGAUGCAUCAUAGGCGGGGAAUAAAUCGGCAUGUGGGCAUUUGAGUCCUCUCAUACCAAGAGUUCCUUCAUGAUAUUGAAUUUGUGCACAUGUGAAUUGCUUCGCGCCGGACUCCUGGACUCC